Parasteatoda tepidariorum (common house spider) is the source of this 3244-nucleotide messenger RNA. RefSeq lists its product as uncharacterized. Lineage: Eukaryota; Metazoa; Arthropoda; Arachnida; Araneae; Theridiidae. Gene Ontology annotation, cellular component: cytoplasmic stress granule. Gene Ontology annotation, molecular function: mRNA binding. The record is from RefSeq and is a predicted model, not a curated record. Gene Ontology annotation, biological process: cytoplasmic stress granule assembly.
UACCUCAAAUUAGGCUUCAGAAUUUGGCAAUAUUGAAUUCAUGUAGUUUGUUGACGCCAUAGAUCCUAAAAUUACUGUUUUUACAUUUGAUUCAUUCGGAUGUAGGUCGUUAAUUGAAUCUCUGUGGCCUUGCAAGGCCAUGUAGAGACUCUUUAAUAAUUUUUAUAUUUUAAAAAAAUCUAGGUAUUUUAAAACAAAUUUUUCAUUAUUUAUUUUACGUCUUUGAAAUAUUCGCGAUAUUUGAUCUGUGAUAUAUGUUUGCCUUCACAACUUACUUUUUCGAUAAGUAGGGUAAACAAUUGUAUAAAUAACAUCACGAACUGGACAGAUUCUCUAAUGAAGAACCAAAGGUUUUAGCAUUGGUGUGCUUGGAUAAAUUGAAUCAGCUCUCAAGAUGUAUUGAUUGAUAUUAGGAAAAAUGACUAAGCCUUUCCUUAGGCGUAUUAUUUUAGAAAUGAAGUUCACAUUUAAAUUAUUGUAAAUUGCAUUACAAAAGCAUACAAAACAGUCAUCAAUAUGAUGCAAAGCAACAGAAGAAAAGGCAGGGCUGCCACAAAUAGCAAACCUGGGAAAUCCAAAGCAUAUAAUGAUAAAAGUGUUCCGUAUGAAGGCAUUUUCAGCAAUACAAAAUUGAUGCAUUCAACAAUCUCCUUAGUGGGCUCUGUUGUUCAAGUACAAGUACGAACUGGAGAGAUGUUUGAAGGCAUUUUCUUAACUUUUUCAAAAGAGCUUGACUUGGUGCUAGAAACAGCACAUAAAGUGAGUUCAAAUAGUUUGACAUCAAAAAAUCUGAGCAGUGCAGUUAGUAACUUACUAGAAUCCUUUCCGUUUGAAGAGGGGGUUAAAGGAAAAGUUAUUUUUAAGUUCAAAGAUGUUGUCCAGGUAUUUGCUGGAAAUAUUGAUACUGAUUUUGCAGUCAAAGAUAAUUUUACUGACACUGCCAUCAGUAAAUAUAAUGGACAAAUUUUAGCAGAAAGAGAACUUGAACCUUGGGAAGGAGCGUCUAGUGACAAUGAAACUCUAGCUUUGGGUGGUGAUGAUGAUGGAGCUAAUGGAUGGGAUGCAAAUGAUAUGUUUCGAUUAAAUGCGGAGAAGUAUGGUGUCACAUCUAGCUAUGAUAAAUCGCUUCAUGAAUAUACUGUUCCACUCAAUAAAAAAGAUACUGAUGAAUAUAAACUGAAAGAAGCUCAAGCAAUGAAAAUAGCUGGAGAAAUUGAAAAGAACAACUCAUAUCAAGAAAGAAUUCAACUUGAAAAUGGAGAUGAAGAAGAUAGAUUUAGUGCAGUUGUCAGACCAGAAAAUACAUCUUCUUCAAAGUAUGUCUUGCCUCAAAAACGAAGAAACUUAACAGGACCUAAAAGGCAAAAUUCGACAACUUCAUUGUCUCCAGUCCAUGCCACUGGUUCUAAGCCUUAUCCAGCGCCGCACACAUCCGCCAAUACUCUUCCUGGCAAACAGUACUUGCACUCCCACAGUACUGAAAACAAACCUCCCUCUCCAUCAUUCCCUCCCAAUACUGGCUCAAGUUCCAUGUCUCUGCCGCCUGUGCCAAAAGAUUCCUCUGACAAAUCUCUCAAUGGAGAUGGACAAUCUGGAAAGGAAAUGACAAAAUCUAUGUCUGUAGAAAGUGUUCCUCCGUCAGGACCUCCUGUUUUGAAUAAACAACAGCAGCAGCACCAUGUGAUGUGCCCACCUUCUUCCCAGACUUUGCCUCCAAGGAUAGAAAGGAGACGGGAAAGUGAGAAAAAACUUUUGAAACAAAAAGGAAGAAAUGAUGAAAUAGCAGAAUUUAAGAAAUUUAGUUCUAAUUUUAAGUUGACAGAAGAAAAUAAAGAUUGUAAUGAUAUUCGAGAAGAAUUUAUUAGUAGUGAGAACAAAAGUGAACAAAAUAUGUUAGCUAACAAAUUAUCGGAACAAGUUAAAAUAGACUCUGAAGAUAAAACUACAGAUAUAUCGAAAUCUACUUUGAAUCCGAAUGCAAAGGAAUUUGUAUUUAAUCCAAAUGCAAAAUCAUUCACUCCGCGCUCGAUGUCUGUGACAAGUCCCCAUACACCAGUACCUGUUCAGCCCCAACGAAUGCAGGCUCAAAGUCCAGUAAUUACGAUUCCUCCAUCUCAGGUUAUACCGGGCAUGCCACAGCCAAUAUUCACUGCAAUGGCUCCACAAUAUGUUAUGCAGGCUACUCCUGUUAGUAUGGCCAUUUCAACUCCAUUCAGUGCAGCAUCUUUGACUCAAGCACCAAGAUUCAGGAAAGUGCCCAUAACUAUGCAACCAAGACACGACAUUACACCAUCGAUGCACGUGGCGGCAGCAACUGGACAGCCAAUUUUAGCACCUGCAGCAAUGCCUACUCCUUCACAGCUAACAAUGCAGUAUGCUAAUGCUCCAAGAGUGAUCCAUACUUCAGGGCCUCCUCAGCAGGCAAUGGGAUACCCUCAAAUGAAUUUUGUUGUUGGACCUUCAAGGGUUGUUCCUCAACAGCAAGUCGGUGUAGUGCCUACAUCUCACUCAGUUUCCUACUGCGACACUUCCCAGCUUCAAACCCAUCAUCUACUGAAUAAAUAUUUUAUUGCAGUGUCUGCCCAUCCAGGAGCAGGCAUGCCCGGGUCAGCUGCCCACUCUCUACAGCAAGGUGGACAGCAUUCCAAUCACCACCCACCUCAGUCCCAAACUCCAGGCGUGCAUCCAUCACCGUCACCUGUACACCAGGUCCCCACGCCACACGGAAACCACUCUCAGCCACCAACACCCACUACCGUAAUGUAUCCUGCUGGUGCUAUGGGUCAGCACCCACUGCAAAGUGUCUCACACCCCAGCCACAAUCAGCCUAUGAACCAUCCAUUGCAUCAAGCUCACCAUCCAGGAUUUCCAAGUGGGCCCCAGCCAGUGGUGUUGAUGCAACAGCAACAGCCACCGACCCACCAUGGGCACCAGCCUGGUGCUGCCCACCAUGCUUUGCAUAUGCAUUCUCUACACAGCCAGAAUCAUGGUAACCAUAUGGGAGGGCCUGCUCACAUUCUCCCACAAAUGACAAUAAUCCCAACAAGUGCUGCUAUGCCUGCUACAAUAUCUACUCCUCCAUACGUUCAACAUCCUCAAGGAGUAUGAACACAAAUAUUUUUAAAAGAAAUGUUGAAGAAUAAUGACAACAUUAGUUCAUUUUAUUUAUUUCGAUGAGGAAGCUCAGACAAAAGUUAAAGAUAAUUCUUUAGCUAAUAGACAAAUAAAAAAUUCCUUUAUUGUA